GAACGAACGACGUGAAAAAUCCAUUUUCUAAUUAUUCCAAAUUCCUCUUUAGCAGCGAAUUCCUUCGUGUCUAGCAUUGCGUUGCACGACUGAAAAGCUGAAAAAGAAGCUGGAAAACUUAGAAAACUCUGUUAAAAACUCGAAAAACGUAGAAACAACAACAAGUGUUAAAACAGUGUACAAAUAAUGACGCGAAAAUUAUGAACGAAGACUUGCUGCGCGAAGAAAACAUCCAGACUUCCAAAUUUUCGUACAAAGUGCAAACACAGAAAUUUGUGUUAAAAAUAUUGCAUUAGUUAAAUUUGUAGAAGCUACAAAUUAUUCGAUAAUAGUUGCCCCUUAAAUGGUACUCCAUAACUGGACUUUUAAUAUUUGCAUUGACAGUUAAAACGUCGUCGCUAUUUUUAGUUGAACAUUUUGGACGCAUUGUGCACAGCGGGAAAAAGUGAAUCGGAACCAAAUCUGCAUCCCGUGGCUUAUAGAAAAUUAUGCAAAAAGACAAUCCCCGAGUGCAGCGACGUAACAGUUGGCAGCGUAGUUGAACAGUGAAAUACGUCUAGGUAUCGCUAAUUACUUCUGCGAGGGCAGAAUAAAGGGAGUAGAGGAAAUUGAUAAAAAUCGAGAAUCGGUAAAAGUGAUCACUUAAAAUAACAUCUGGCGUUAACCUGGAUUAGCGACAAGAAGUGCGUUAUAACAGCAUCACGAUGGCAUCCAGAAGUCACCAGUAUUUUAGUUUGCGUUGGAAUAAUUACCAAAACACUAUGACAUCAGUGUUUCAGCAGUUACGCGAAGACCUCGCCUUUGUGGAUGUAACACUUUCUUGUGAGCAUGGCUCUCUAAAAGCACACAAGGUUGUGUUAUCUGCGUGUUCGUCAUAUUUCCAAAAACUUCUUUUGGAAAAUCCCUGCAAGCACCCCACCAUCAUUCUUCCAGGCGAUAUAAUAUUCACAGACUUGAAGACUAUUAUUGAUUUUGUUUAUCGUGGCGAAAUAGAUGUUACCGAAUCUGAGUUGCAGGGCUUGCUACGUACUGCCGAACAGUUGAAAAUAAAGGGGCUUUGUGAAACGGCUGAAAACACAGACGAUUUGAACGACGCAGCUACCGCUACUAUCACAGUAUCAGAGAAUAUACAACAAGCAGUUGUUGGUAACAUUGUCAACACUACAGUAGCGCCAGGCCAAGCUUCUCCCAAUACACAACAUCAGCAGCAACAACAGCAACAACAAAUUGCAACGAAUACGGCAGUGCUCACGCACAAUAUAGGUAACGUGACUACUGCCAAUUCACAACCCAUUGGAUCUACGGUUACAAAUACUGUUGGACAGUUAGUUACCGCAGGACCAUCAUCUCAACAACAAAUAGGACGUAAAUCUCGUGUUCGUAAGCGCUCAAAAUCGCCAGAUUUACAACAGCAGGUACUCAAUACUCAACAACAGGUCCAACAGCAUCCGCAAACAAUUUUAAUUCAGAAUCAAAAUCAAGCUGCUAUCGUUAGUUUACAACAGACCUCUUCUGGGAAUUAUAUACCUGUAUCCGGAGUUCAAACCGUCACCACCAGUGCAGCUGCGCAGCAGCAGACUGUAAUCGCCAGUGACGAGUCAGACACGGAUAAGCCGGCGUUGUCGAAAAUCUGCAAGACAGAAACAGCGUCCGCGUCACCUGCAUCCAGCGUAUCCGGUGUAUCGGGUUCAAAUAAUGCUGGAAGCGUAACCACUGUCGCAGCACCAGGCACAGCGAUUGUUACGCAGAUUGUAGUAGCUCGAGACGGCAAAGACAAAAAUAUGACUAGUUUAGGAAUGGGAAUGAACGGCGGAAUUCUUGGCGUGCCAAUGGGCUUUUUAGAUUUUGCACCAGAACCACCAGCACCUUCAGCAACACCUGUAACAGUUACGGAACAUGUUGAUUUAUCAUGUAACCCCAAUACCGACACCCGAGAUUUAUCAAACCCCACCGAAGCACUUGACAUCGACAAUCACUUGGCUCAACAUAUGAUUCAACGGCUUGAUCAAUCUCCGAUGCAUGCGAUCCACCAUCAAACAGGCGAUGAGAGUAAUUCGAAUUUAGUUCAGCAUAUUAAGAGUGAGGUGAUUGACGCGAAACAGCAACAACAAGUACAGCAACAGCAGCAUCAUCAGCCACAACAACAUCAAUUACAUGCACAACAACUCACACAAACACAAGCACAGCAGCAGCAACACCAACAACAGCAUCAAAUACAUCAACAACAAACUUCUCAUUCUCAUUCAACACACACCCAACAACAAUCACAAUCACAUCAGGACAUAUCCGGUGCAACAGUAAUGGAAAUCGAUCCGAGCCAAAUAAAACAUGAACCUGGAAUGAUCAUAACACCGGAAAUAGUUAAUAUGAUGACAACUGGACAUAUGGAUAUGUAUAAUUCAGAUACAAGUGAGGAUUCAAUGAUGAUAGCAAAUGGCUCACCUAACGAUCAAAAUGAGCCUCACUAUACGAAUUUGGACCAACAACAUGUGGAUAGUAAAGGUCAGUUUAAUGGUCCCAAAACUUGGACUCAAGAUGAUAUGAAUUCAGCUUUAGAUGCGUUGAAGAAUCAAAAUAUGAGCCUUACAAAGGCUUCAGUUACAUAUGGCAUCCCAUCUACAACUUUGUGGCAACGAGCCCAUCGUAUGGGCAUCGAAACCCCAAAGAAGGAAGGUGGUACAAAAUCAUGGAAUGAAGAUUCUUUAAAUAACGCUCUAGAGGCCCUUCGCUCUGGGCAAAUAUCAGCAAAUAAAGCGUCUAAAGCCUUUGGUAUACCUUCGUCGACGCUAUACAAAAUUGCGCGACGUGAGGGUAUACGCUUAGCAGCUCCAUUUAAUGCGGCUCCAACAACGUGGACUCCGGAAGAUUUGGAGCGAGCAUUAGAGGCAAUACGUGCUGGUCAUACAUCUGUUCAAAAAGCCAGUGCCGAAUUUGGAAUUCCGACAGGAACACUUUACGGCCGCUGCAAACGUGAAGGUAUCGAAUUGUCUCGUUCAAAUCCAACACCUUGGUCAGAAGACGCAAUGAAUGAAGCUCUAAAUUCAGUCCGUAUUGGUCAGAUGUCUAUUAAUCAGGCCGCGAUUCACUACAACCUCCCCUAUAGCUCUUUAUAUGGUCGCUUUAAACGAGGAAAAUAUGACGUGCCCAAUACUAGUAGCACCUCCAUAAAUAACACAUCAGGAAAUACUUCGGGAAGCAUCGAAAUUAUCGAGCAUAGUCAAGAAAACUCGUUACAUAUGUUUCAGCAACAGUUCCAAUACAGUCCGUCGCCACAUCAACAGCCGCAGCAUAGUGGUCAAACUCAAUCGCAGACGCCUCAUUUAACUCAACAUGUUGUACACAUUCAGCAAUCACAGACUCAUCAUCAGCAGCAAGUGCAUGCUCAACAGCAACAACAUAUCCAACAACAAGAUGUUGUAACAUCUAGCAGCCAAGUGGCACAUAGCAGUGCAGCGGCUGGGCAGCAGCAACAAAUUCAACAGAUCUAUCAUCAUCACAGCACGCCGGAAAGAAGUUGAGAAUCACUGCAACAAGCAGCUAACAAUAGCAACUCAACUAUAACUAACAGCAGCAACAACAAAAGGAAGAAAAGCUCUAAAAGUAAACGUUGAAAAAGGGGCACCAGUGAUGUGUUUUGGCGUAUGGAGGUUUAUAAUAUGAAAGCAAAAGAAAAUAUGCAAAGUGAUGAACAAAUUACUACGAGAAGUACGAAAAGCGACCGCAAAAAGUUCAGAUUAAAAUUGUUUGCGGGCAUUUAAGGAUGAAUUUGUUUCGGAACUGUUCGGAAAUAAGAUAUAUUAAACCGAAUUAAGAUAUGACAGAAAUAUUGGCUUAGGAAUGAUAAAUACGCGUAUAUAUAGGAGAUUUGAAUUAGUAACUAUUCGUGAAAGCGACACAUCUUUGAGGUAACAUAAGUUUUAGAAGUACGUGUGUACAUAAAUAGUGCAUACUCAUGUAAUUUUGAAACUCUUGAGACAGAAGCUUUCAACAAUAAAUAAUGGGAGAAUAAUUUUAUUCACGAAUGCCAAGUGAUUGUCCACGGGUUUGCCCACAAAAAGUUGUAUUAACUGAAGUUGAAAAUCCUUAUAGAAGUCAAACGGAUUUUCCUUUUGCAUAAUAGAAGAAAAUGGAUUUGAAACAUGAAUUGUAUUUUUGAUAAUUGAAUAGUAGCAAAACUAAUUGAAUAUAAAAAUAAAUUGGGUAAAUUUAAACCGAAACCGAAAGAAUCAAAAGUUUAAAUUUUUGGAGUCGUGACAAAAUUAAGAAUAAGUUCUUUCACCGCUAGCUUUAGUGAGAAAAAUAGUUUUUAUCUUAAAAUAAAAUACGGUUUUGCCAACCAAAACUAGUAGUAAACAAGUAGGUUUAAAUGUAUUACAUUUACCGAAGUGGAUAAAAAAGUAUGUAACGGGAAUAUAAUUAUCCGAUUAAUUUGAGCUGGUCGUGUGACUUUUCGUUAAAUAUUAUUAUGUAUUCGAUACUUAUAUAAAUGCCUAAAAUAAUGUUAAUAAUAUUUCCUGUAACUAAAACAUAAGAUUUUUUGUUUCAAAAUAGUUCAUUGAACAGAAAUUUAAUAAUGUUUUUUUCCAAAUCAAUAUCACAAAAAAAAUAUAAAAAAAUAAAAAUUGUACCAUCAUUUUAAAUGGAUUGCUAAUGCAAGGAUGAAACAUCAAAAUUUUUAAUUAUAUAUACAUAGUUAAAUGCAAAUACAAAGUAUACAAAAAAUAUCCAAUAACGAAGAAUGAUAUGAUAGAUGAUAAAUUAUUAUAAAUAUUAACAUAAUAUGAAAAGACCAUCAACUAGAAAUUUGUUGCUGCUGCUUUGGAACAUUGAAUAGUAAGAAAACUCUCAAUGGAGAACUUCAUCCAUGAUGAUAAUCUAAUGUUAAAACAGACUAAAACAUAAAAUAAAACAAAAAUAUAAAUGUAGUUAUUAUUACCAUUACUAAGGCAUUCAUAUUUAAACAAUAUGCAAUAUAAAAAUAAUAAUGCAAACCUUUCAACAUCGCAAGUGUACACUUUAAACCGUCAUCUUUAGAAACUGGAUCCGAUAAUAUUAAAUUUUUAGAGCAUAAUUAAAACAGAUUUUGAAUUAAUGCAGGGCCACUUUUGUGUACUUUCUUGAUUCGCAGUAUAUUGUCACUUUGAUUGAUUCAUAUCAGAAAUUUGUAACAUGAAUUGAUUGUAUACGUAUUUUACAUUUGAUGAUCGACUCAACUCAAGCAAAUUUACAACGCCAAAAUUGAGUUAAUUGAGUAAAACUACUCUACACGGAUCUCUUGCCAAGGAAGAGGGCAAAAGAAGGUAAAACAAAUAUCAAUAAUGUCAGCCAAUUCUUAAGUAUUCGUGUAUGCAUAAUUAUGGCGAGAAUUCAAAAAUACGAAGCAAUAUUUCCUUGGCUUAAUUAAAGAGUUUGGUGGGUUGUCAAUUCAAUUUUGAGCUAAUUUUAACUUUUCUUCUUAUUAGUUGUGAGAUAUUAGUUUUUUAUAAAGAGAAUUUCAUAUUUAAGCGCCGGAACAAAAGGACUUACUUUCCGAAAAGGUUAAGGCUUUACAAUUUGUCGAAACCAUACUAUGAAAUGAUAAUUACAAUAACACUGUACAUAAAUAUAUUAUGGCAAAUAAAUAUGGAUGUAAAAAUCGCA
Molecule: messenger RNA, 5640 nt
Organism: Anastrepha ludens (Mexican fruit fly)
Lineage: Eukaryota; Metazoa; Arthropoda; Insecta; Diptera; Tephritidae
Gene: psq
Product: longitudinals lacking protein, isoforms H/M/V
Exons: 10
Coding region: 705-3518 (937 amino acids)
Biological process (GO): regulation of transcription by RNA polymerase II
Cellular component (GO): nucleus
Molecular function (GO): protein binding; DNA binding
Source: RefSeq, a predicted model, not a curated record